AUGUUAUAUGUACUUUUCAAUCCACACACAUUACUACUAUAUAUUGUUUGUGCUCUUUGUGGAUUUAAUAUGUGGCUAUUUUAUUAUCUGCAAGAAAUUAAAAGAAAAAAAAAACCUCUAACGAGGGACAAAAUCAACUGCGGAAAAAAAAAAUAUUCUUCCCAACAACAAAUCAACCAUUACAUUCUUAAUCCAUAUGGAAUGCCGUCACCUUCAUCAUCAUUACUAAUAACCCCACAAUUGCCAUCAUCUACAAUUGAAACUAUAACAAAUGCAAUUAAACUUUAUGGGAACAAUCUACCUACCGGAAAACUAAUAGUCUUCACCUACAUCUCAUCCUUGAAACCACCAACAACAACAUCGCCAUCUCUUUCUGAUUCAGCAAUUUCUAUUUCAUCUGAAGAUUUGCAAAUUAUCGGGUCAUGUGAAUUGUCCACCUGUCAACCACUUUCUAUGGAAUUUUGCAACGCCUUGAAAUUGAGUAUUUUAGCGGCUCUCGACGAAACCCAAUUGGGUGAUAAUACUACGAAUAAAGUCGUUUAUUUUAAAGAUAACGAAAACCAACAGAUGAUUGGUCAUUUCUUGAAUCAAUUUUUGAUUGUCUAUACUUAA
Molecule: messenger RNA, 612 nt
Organism: Candida albicans SC5314
Lineage: Eukaryota; Fungi; Ascomycota; Pichiomycetes; Serinales; Debaryomycetaceae
Exons: 1
Coding region: 1-612 (203 amino acids)
Source: RefSeq, a predicted model, not a curated record